Messenger RNA from Bacidia gigantensis, 390 nucleotides. RefSeq lists its product as uncharacterized. The transcript has a single exon. Bases 1 to 390 code for a protein of 129 amino acids. The record is from RefSeq and is a predicted model, not a curated record. NCBI's taxonomy places the organism in Eukaryota, Fungi, Ascomycota, Lecanoromycetes, Lecanorales, Ramalinaceae.
AUGCCUACAAAAUGCAAGUGUCCAGCAGACCCGUUGGAGCGUACUCAAGUACACAAGACACGUUGCAUGAACCGUGCAUGGAAGAAAAUGGACAAAAUCAACGAAAAAAUGAAGCCAACCAUCGACAAGGAAAACGAAAACCUGGUGUCACUGGAGGCUGAGUUCAACUUUGAUCUAUUCAACAAGGCUUCCGAUGAGGUGCUCAAUCAAGACCAUCUUGAGUACAACCUCAAGGGAAUAGAGCUCGAUAAGCUGGAUAGGGAGAGGAAGGAUGGGAUCAGAGAUGCUUGGGUGACUUUCCGCGAACAUUAUCCGGACACACACGUCGCAGGCUUGCCCAAAUGGGCUCUCGAGGAUCCACCAGCCGAUGACGAAGCGAACAUUCAUUGA